Messenger RNA from Oncorhynchus gorbuscha (pink salmon), 4591 nucleotides. Its product is annotated as SLIT and NTRK-like protein 2. The record is from RefSeq and is a predicted model, not a curated record. Gene Ontology annotation, biological process: regulation of presynapse assembly; positive regulation of synapse assembly; axonogenesis. Lineage: Eukaryota; Metazoa; Chordata; Actinopteri; Salmoniformes; Salmonidae. Bases 568 to 3138 code for a protein of 856 amino acids. Gene Ontology annotation, molecular function: protein binding. The transcript has a single exon. Gene Ontology annotation, cellular component: glutamatergic synapse; membrane.
CAGGCAGAGGAUGCUUCAGCCCGUUAUUCCUCAGUAUCCAGUCUCUCUCAGAGUUGGAUCUCUCAGUGUUUUUAUCGAGAAAGUGAAGGAAAACUCCAAGUGAUAUACUACAUACAUUUAUUUUUUUGUAAAAAACGAAAUUGUACUUAAUGACGAAUGGAAUUUCGUGGGAUCAAGGCGAGCAGAGACUGUGCAAUCUCUGUCGCUGAGUGAGUAUCUAUCUCACUGUUUCUGAUUGUGCUGCUACGGAAAUGCUUGGAACUGCUGCAUGAAUGGUCGUGGGUAACACCGGGGAUUGCGGUAGGCUACAUUGCGAAGCUAUCCCCUGACGAACAGACAAUGUGCCCACUCAAGCCUGGCGCAGAACGUAUCCGAUGAAUGAUUCCUGGUUUAAUUUGCCUGGUGGUUUGUAACGAAGAUCAAUGGAGAGACCUGCGCGUCCGUGCGCCCUGGUACCUUUUUUACACUAAUGUUGUGUUAAUUUGGGUUACAUGUCGCUACUGAAAUUCCCAACUCCAAGGCUCAUACAACGUUGAUGCUGGAUAAUUCAGCAACAUUGUUGUAAAAAUGCUGAACAGCGUUUUGUUGCUCAGCGUUUUAACUGUGACCAGUUUCGCAUCGAAGACAGACAGCCGCAAAACAUCGAAAGAAAUUUGUAAGAACCGCUGCUCCUGUGAGGAAAAGGAGAAUAUAUUGAGCAUUAACUGCGAAAACAAAGGGUUUACAACGGUGAGUCUAUUUCAGCCUCCACCGAACAAAAUCUGCCAACUCUUUCUCAAUGGAAACUUUUUUUCGCGACUUAAUCCGAACGAGUUUAUCAAUUAUGGUAAUGUCACAUCCCUUCACCUGGGAAACAACGGGUUACAGGAGAUACAGACUGGAGCUUUUACUGGACUGAGGUUUUUAAAACGACUUCAUCUCAACAACAAUAACUUGGAGAUAAUCAAGGAAGUCACCUUUGCUGGUUUAGAGAGUUUGGAAUAUUUACAGGCAGAUUAUAAUUACAUCAGCGCCAUUGAAGCAGGUGCAUUCGGCAAAUUAAAUAAACUAAAAGUGCUGAUUCUCAACGACAACCUCAUGCUGUCUCUUCCCAACAAUGUAUUUCGUUUCGUUAUGUUAACGCAUUUGGAUCUAAGGGGAAACCGGCUUAAAAUGCUGCCUUUUGCUGGUGUGCUGGAGCACAUAGGCGGCAUUAUGGAGAUCCAACUGGAGGAGAACCCGUGGAAUUGCACCUGUGAUCUGAUACCCUUAAAAGCCUGGCUGGACACCAUCUCGGUCUUUGUAGGGGACAUCGUGUGCGAGACCCCCUUUAGACUGCAUGGAAAGGACAUUACGCAAUUGAUUAGGCAAGAUCUAUGCCCCCGACGUAAUGCUGGUGAUUCUAAUCACCGCGCAAUGCAGCCCCCUUCUGAUUCCCAAUACGACCGCCCCUCUCCCACCCUACUACACCCCGGUGUCACUCCAACAAAAGCCCCACGGGCCUCCCGUCCCCCUAAAAUGAGAAAUCGCCCUACACAACGGGUAACGUCUGGUAAGGACAAACAAGUGCUGGGGCCUAUAAUGGUUUAUCAGACUAGGUCCCCUGUUCCCAUGACCUGCCCUAGUAUAUGCGUCUGUACCUCCCAGAACGCAGACACUGGAUUAAAUAUCAACUGCCAGGAGAGGAAAUUGCAUAAUAUAACAGAGCUUACCCCUAAACCCUCCUAUCCAAAGAAAUUGCAUUUAACAGGGAAUUACUUACAUACCAUAUAUAGAACAGACCUAACCGAAUACAGCACACUCGAGCUCCUCCAUUUAGGAAAUAAUAGGAUAGCUGUUAUUCAGGACGGGGCCUUUGACAACCUGGCUAAUCUACGGAGACUUUACCUCAAUGGCAAUUACAUUGAAAGUCUAUCCCAAUCAUUAUUCGUAGGGCUGCAGAGCCUUCAAUAUUUAUACCUGGAGUACAAUGUCAUCAAGGACAUUUUACCACAGACGUUUAACUCAUUACAGAAUCUGCAGCUGCUGUUCCUAAACAACAAUCUACUAAGAUCCCUUCCCGACAAUAUAUUUUGGGGGACUAUGCUAACAAGACUGAACCUGAGGAACAAUCACUUCUCCCACCUGCCGGUGCGCGGUGUGCUCGACCAGCUCUCCGCAUUCAUUCAGAUCGAUCUGCAGGAGAACCCAUGGGAUUGCACAUGCGACAUCGUCGCCCUUAAAAACUGGAUGGAGCUGUCCAGCACCAGUGUCGUGGUAAAUGAAAUCACCUGUGAUUCGCCCUCCAAACACGCAGGGCGGCUGCUCAGAUCUCUGCGUAAUGACGCAAUUUGUCCCGAGCCUAACGAGGUCACAGUAGGACUAACCAAGGCCCCCACGGUCAGUCCCAGCACCGACUCCACUCCCCCGCUUGCCAUCACGUCAACAGAAGAGCAGAUACCCGAGAUGCACGCGGAGGUGCCCCUGUCUGUUCUCAUACUGGGACUGCUCGUGGUGUUCAUUCUGUCUGUCUGCUUCGGGGCUGGUCUUUUCGUAUUCGUCCUCAAACGACGCAAAGGAAUUGAUAGCGUCCCCGCCAGUGCCAAUCAUUUAGAUAUAAACUCUUUCCACGUACAGUAUGGUUCAUAUAGCUCAGAGCCCACUGCAGAUAAAACAGAGACACAUGUGUAUAACUACAUCCCUCCCCCCGCUAGCCAGAUGUGUCAGAACCCCAUCUACAUGCAGAAAGAUAGCGAGCAGGUGGCGUACUAUAGGAAUCUAAAAGAGCUAACUUUCAGCACCAUGGACCCGAAAAAGUUGGAGUUGCCCCCAAGCCCAUAUACCAUAAGCACAGUGGAACUCAAUGAGAAACAAUCUUGUGGCAAUCGACAGCCGGAGCUGCUUUAUCAAAACAUUGCAGAGAGAGUUAAGGAGCUUCCGACGGCUGGCGAUCAGAAUUACAGUUUCUGCACUUUACCGAAAAGACAAUUCAUUCCUCCAUUUGAAACUACUAGACGACACAAACAGGACAGGUUGAAUAAAACUGUUCUCUAUGGGACUCCACGAAAGUAUUAUGCUGAACAAUCAAAAAAUGAACACCCUUUACUGCCUGGGAAGCUAAAAACAGAACCAGACUACCUCGAAGUUCUGGAAAAACAUACUGCAAUGAGUCAGUUGUAAGAUAUGGCCCUACUUACUAUCAUCACACGUAUUACAUCGGUAUGUAUCUAUGUAUUCCACAAAUUGACGAGUCCAACUCAAACAAAGCAACCUAAGCCGUUUUAUCUUUUUUUUUUUUUUCCAUCUGUAUUGAGUCAACGUAGCCCUUUAUGCAGACAGUUAUAUUAUAUUACUGGAGGUUUAACAUAUUUAUUAUACUUUAAAUAUAAAGACUGUAGCAGGUACCGCAAGAACUAUGUAUAAUACGGCUGUGUGCAUUUUAUAUAAUAUAUUUUAUUGUCUCUGUGGAAACAAAUAUCAUUUUUAGAUGAAUAAUUGAGAAAUGACAUUCCUGUAUAUAAUAAUGGGUGUGAAACACAUGUAAAGGUUCCGUCCACAUGACGAUCCAUUUAUUCCAUAAGUGCCUUUGCACUCCGAGUAUUUUAUCUUUGCUUUCUGCAAAUGGAAAUUUGCUGUAUUUUAAGAAUCUUUAUGUACAAUUUAAUUAUUUGUCCAUUACAUUAAACAUAAUUGAAGAGGGUAUGUAUGGUAAAUGUUUUGAAUAUCUAAGUGUCUUUCAAGAUGUACAAUUUAGCGAAUUGCAUAAGAUUGUAUGCUAUAGAUGAGCAAUACAAGUGCCAGAAGAGCAAUUACAUUUUCACCGAAGCACUUUGUCAAGUCUGAAUUUGAGGUGAGCAUUAUUAAGAUUAUAACUGUCUGGGUGCUUUGGGGGCGGUAACAUCUCUCUCUUUGAUGGAAUCCAUAGACCAAUGUGUAUUGAUGAGGAAUUUGAUGAGUACUUUUGGCACGAAUGACGAAUUUAUCGACCAAGGGCCCUCACAGGAAUACCAUUAAUUUCACACUUAUUAUUUUCUACCCAAAAGUUAGAGAGAAGCAGUGUCCACUAAAAGUGUAGUUUAUUUAUCUCAAUAUUCUGAUUUAAGGGUGAUAAAAACUACAGCUCUCCAGGAGCUUACUUGAAAGGCACAAAUUAUGAUUAGUUCUCAAAGCUCCUCAUACACAACAUGUCUUGUUUCUAAUGGUUUUAAGGAGACAAGUUUAUAUUCUGCCCUUCAGGUGACAUUUGCUUUGAGGUCUGCUGUAAACCUAUCCCUUCUUCAAGCCCAGAUUGUUCUGCUGUUUUUUCUCUCACUUUGUUUCCUGGCUGCUUCAAGUAGCUACUAUUGUGUCACUGUCCAUGUUGCAGAUAUUUUUCAGCUUGUGCAUUUUCAAUGGAUUCUACAGUGUGGGGACUUUUCACUUGAUUUGUUGGAUUUCACAUUGACUUUGUAAAGAGUGCACAGUGUUGUUGUUGUUUUUUUUUAUCACAGGUUGUUAAUCACAUUGGUCAAAUAGAUUAAUGAAAUAAGCGUCUACAGAGAACCAACACAAAUUGGGAAUUGAAGUUAGCAAUAACUGGCCUUCUGAUUUGAUUGAAUCAUGGAUUUUAUGCUUAAACAUUUUCAAUACAGAA